Molecule: messenger RNA, 3004 nt
Organism: Aureobasidium pullulans EXF-150
Lineage: Eukaryota; Fungi; Ascomycota; Dothideomycetes; Dothideales; Saccotheciaceae
Exons: 2
Coding region: 106-2922 (938 amino acids)
Molecular function (GO): protein binding
Source: RefSeq, a predicted model, not a curated record
GCCAAUCAAGCCGAUGAACAAUGUACAGCCAGAAGAAGUGUGUCCAUAUUCUCCCGACGAGGGACUAUCACUCCCAAAUUGAAGACAUCCUCAAUAUACGAAGCCAUGACGAACAUGUCUGCUGCACCCAGCAAAGCAGAAUCUCCCAGUAGCCCGAGGAAGAGCUUUUGGAUGAGCAAGUUCAAAUCAUCGAAGAAUCAGGAAGGGACGGUGCUACAUGCCGUGCCACAGAACUCGGCCGAACGCUCGAUGUCGGCCUUGGACAUCGCCAGGGCUAUCUCUCCGAACGAGGAAAUCCUGCAAGCCAUCGGGAAGUCCAGUACGAUCAACACAUCUCCUCCCGCAUCUCCUCUGGACAAUCGCGAAGUCAUCUCUGCGAGUAAACAGCAUGGUGUCUUCGACAGCAGAAUUGGAGUCUGGCGUGACGGAGUGGUGCUUUGGGAUGUGGGCAAGUCACCUAAGAAACUAGAGACUCCGCUUGAGCCUUCAGGAAAAAUCACAUCAUUCUCUUCAGCAACAGACAAAGCACGUCGGCCACGCCUCUCCGUGAGAAUACCUGGUAGCAAAUUACGACAGAUCUUGGGAGAAGAGGCACCUGCACCGAUCCCUGCAUACAAACCCAUUCGUGCUGCGCCUGCCAUGGUCGCAACCAGGUACUCGACAUCGCCUCAGCCAUCGAGUCCAAAUGAGAUGGCCAUACACCCAGCCCUUCGCACUACAAGUCCUCUUAUUGGAAACAGAAGAAGCGAGGUCAGAUCCCUAUCGAGCGGCGAUAACAGCAGGUCAUCAGUAUCGAGCAACACCAUCUUCCAGGACGAUACGUUCGACAAUGGUUCUUGCUACAGCAGAAGUUCAUCAAUGACAAGCGUAGAAGCAGAAUCUCCAGACGACCUUGUACAAAAUUCGCACUGGAACUAUCUGGACGUGCCUAAGAGAUCUGUCAGCGCUGCAUUCUCCAUCACAUCUCCGGUACAAGCGGGCAUAUUUGAUGAGGUAUCUGCCGACGGACAUACCCCUCGUGCGGGCCCUACAUUCCAACACCUCCAGAUCCCGGCCUUGGACCACCGUGCUCCAAGCCCUACUUUCAGCGAAGCAGUUCAUGAUCUGCAGAGGCAGUUAAGCACCAUUACCGAGGGGACGUCACCAACAGCUUUCGGUGGCAAUGCUGUUGGGAAACCCCCGAACUAUAAUCUUUCGGUCGACAACGUGUCCCGGGCGCCCACCUUGCCUAAGAAAUCGCGUAAACGCCAAUGGGUACAGCCGGUCGGUGUUGCACACGGCAAGCCUGCACCUGCUUCGAUAGAUGUCCCAGUCCGCCGCCAGUCAGUUCCUACUAGACAGGAGAACAGGCUCAGCAGCCACGGAGAAGACAUUCGCAGAGUUUCAAGCGUUCGUUGCUCUCUAUCGCACGAUGUUGAGUCUAUGUGGCUGUCUUGGAGUGCAUCGUCGGUGAAGAAGUCUUCAGCUUCAGCUUUUGAGCAGGAGGUUGUAUGUCUACAGAUCAUGGCCGCCUCGCUGUCCUUCGAGGAUUUGGACUCUUUGUCGAUGGUCAGCAAGACCGCAAGAAGAUUUUACGAAGAGAACAAGCUCCAUCUUCUCAAGUCAGUCCUAUUCAACGUGUCUCCACCAGCCUGGGAGUUACGAGAGCUCUCACCCUUCCCCUUCGGCCACUUUAUGCCUGCCGAAUUCCUAGAGGAUACUGGAAUCACUCCUUCGACUUACAUGUCAUGUAUCAGCCAUGAUCGUGCUAUCGUGCAAGAGCUCAAAGACGUCAUCGCCACGAAAUGUCAGUCUUUCCUCCGUCCCGAGACAAUUUCUUCUCUCAUGACGGAAGGUUGCACGAGAUCUGAGGACGCCAUUUAUCGUAUUUGGUCGUUCUGCAAAAUCUUCGGCUGCGACAGAGGAAGAGAUAAUGAUCUGAAAGGCCAGACCGACUGGCUUAAGGGUGGUAUCCUUGCCCAUCAGAAAGGCUGCGCUGCUACUCUGAGUUUCAGUCCUGAAUUUGAGAUGGAUGGCAUCUUGCUGAAUGCACCAGACCACUUUGCAGCUGGAAAUAGUUCCGGAUUGUCUGCGGAACAGCUGUACGAUAUGUCCGAGAUCUGGGAAUGUCUGUACGCAUUGAUGCAGCCUUAUGAAGAAGAGACAAGUAAAGCACAAAGCACUGGUAUCUUCCGUCACACCGGUGGCAACUUCAUGGAUCCCAUGGUACAGGCCAGUGUGGUUGAAGAGUGGAUAGCUUAUAUCCUAUCACUCGGACCAUCGGUCGUACUUGAGCUCGCAAGAUUCCAAGAUGCGAGCGAUGCUGGAUUCGACUUUGCUCAAUUGAACGAUUGGACCGACUGGGCACCACUGCAGUCUGGUAUGACUCGCCGCAGAUUCUUCCGAGAACCAGUCGCACAACUUUACGAAGAGAGACUACUUGCUACCACGGCUGGCACGCAGACGAAGGACGUCACAAAAACGUUACUUCGGAAGCGUCAGACCGCAGAGAUGAACCUUGCUUACCGCCAGAUGUCCAUGAGCAACAAGAAGAACAAAGUAGUACCAUGUACGCUUUAUCGACGAGAUAGUGCACUCGCACCAGAAGUUCAUAGGAAGUCGAGCUCCAGUAGCCCAACAACGCCCUCGUCUCCGAGGCCUUUUUCUCCCGAUACCGCACAUGGUGGCAGAGUGCAGCCCAAUUCUUGGUCGCCGAGAAAAGUGAGCCCUAUCAUCGAAGACCGGGUUGAUACGUUCAACAGAUUGAGUAUGCUGAGCUUCGAGGGCAUGGCCGAAGAUACAUCAGGAUUGGCCAUUGGCAGAAUUAUGGACAUUGGUUUCUCAAACGCGCAAGCUAAGGAGGCACUGCGAAUAACUGAUAUGGGGAAUGGCUUGAGGGUAGACCGAGCUGUGGACUGGCUGUUGAGGCAAGACCGUUUCUAGUUCUGGUGUCGUGUUAUUAUUAUCACUAUUGCGGAGGUUGUUAAAUAGACAUUUACCUCGAACGAAUCACGAAUUUCCAACC